Molecule: messenger RNA, 1797 nt
Organism: Lactuca saligna
Lineage: Eukaryota; Viridiplantae; Streptophyta; Magnoliopsida; Asterales; Asteraceae
Source: the annotation of a GenBank genome assembly
CUUUGCCUACAAACCUCACCCUCCAUUUUAACGGAAAAUUGCUUCCUAACUUCAAUGGCCCUCCCUCUCCUACUACUUUGCUUUCCGUAAUUGAUUCUCUUCUCUCCAUCUUCUUUAUCACUUUCUUCUUCAAUUUUUCAUUUUUCCUCUUCCCUUUUUUCGUGUUGCUCAAUUCAAACCAUAUGUUUUGUUGGGAUUCUUGCUUUACAUAGAAUGAAUCACGAUUCAGAUAUCAUCAACUAGUUAUCCCGCAUGUGGGCCUGAUCGUUUCUUCACAAAUUUCAAGAAAUGGAAGGCUACAGCUUCGUGUUGUUUAAAAUAAUGGAUUCUUGCGCUACUGUUGGUUGCUUAUAAAUCGAGGAUUAACUGCUAUACAGCUGUUUAUAUGCUGUAAUAACAACAACAAUAACAAAAUGGGCUGUUAAUGAACUGUCUGGAUUGAGUUUUUCUUUCUAUUUAUUUAGUUUGCAUACCAAGUGUUUGAUGGAUUGACUGAGAGAACGGUGAAAAUGGGUCCUGGGACUGAUGUGUUGCCUCAAUGUUCAUCAUUGGAGAAUGGAUACUCGAAGGAAUGUGUGCCUGUGAAUUCUAUGGAAGAUGACGAUGAUGAGGCUGAGGAUUCUGAUAACAUCAACCAAUCAAAAGCUGCUAAGCCUCCAAGAAAUUAUCAGCCUAUGCGACAUUGUAUCAGUCAAGCGAUGUUAGCUGGCACCUCUGAUUCGAAAUCAACAAAUGAAGGUACCAAGUCACCUCAAAAUGAGAGAUCUCAAUAUUCACCAAUUUUUCGCUCGGGAAGUUGUUCGGAGAUGGGUCCAAAGCCAUAUAUGGAAGACGAAUAUGUUUGUGUAGAUAAUCUUCGAGAACAUUUAGAUGCACAACCGGAUUACGCUUUGCAUGGAGCUUUUUAUGGGGUGUUUGAUGGACAUGGUGGAGUUGAUGCUGCAUCAUUUACUAAACGAAACAUUCUUGAGUUCAUUCUAGAGGAUUCAAGCUUCCCAAAAGCAGUGAAAAAAGCAGUAAAAAAUGCAUUUUCUAAAGUCGAUCAUGCGUUAGCCGAUACUCGAUCUCUUGAUAAUUCCUCCGGAACCACUGCUUUAACUGCGCUCAUAUUGGGAAGAAACAUGUUAAUUGCAAACGCCGGAGAUUCAAGAGCAGUAUUAGGGAAGCGAGGAAGAGCAAUCGAGCUUUCAACAGACCACAAACCGAGUUGCUCAUCGGAGAAACAGCGAAUCGAGAAACUCGGAGGCGUGAUUUACGAUGGGUAUCUCAACGGUCAACUCUCGGUUGCCCGAGCCCUAGGCGACUGGCAUAUGAAGGGCCCAAAAGGCUCCGACGGCCCAUUAAGCGCCGAGCCGGAGCUCGAGGAAGUCACGUUGUCUGAAGAAGAUGAGUUUUUGAUAAUCGGAUGCGAUGGUUUAUGGGACGUGAUGAGUAGUCAAUACGCUGUGACGAUUGUACGGAAGGAGCUUAUGUUACAUAACGAUCCGGAGAAGUGUUCGAGAGAAUUGGUGAAGGAGGCUUCGAAGAGGAAUAGUUGUGAUAAUCUGACGGUGGUGGUGGUUUGUUUCUCCGGUGAUCCGCCGCCUAAGAUUGAGGUACCGAAAAUACACCGGCGGAGGAGCAUAUCGGCGGAGGGAUUGGAUGUUUUAAAGGGGGUUUUGGGUGAUGUUUGAAAAGCAAAAAUGGAAUUUUGCUUUUACUUCAAAGAUUUUGAGUUUGUUUUGGUGAGUUUCUAGUAGAAUUUUGUACAAAAAUUUUGUUUUAUUUAUUGAUUUUAAUAUGUUUUUUUUAAUGAUG